AUGGCGCCAGCUCCCAAUGUCCCCGCCAAGCUUGAGGCCGUGACCUCGGCACCAACAAUCGAGUUUCUCCAGCGACGAAACCAAGUCCUUCAGCGCCGCGAACAGGAACCAUACGAAUUUCUCCGAGUUAUUGGCACACACGUCUUCUGUUUGGGUUUUGUGGUCUGCGUGGCUCUCGGGCCAGCAUAUUUCAUAUACCGCAAGAACAAAAAGAAGAUGGUGCCGGCAUCACAGCAGCAAGAUGAUGAGGAUACAGCUUGUAUUCAUGUGAGAAAGAACGAACUUUUCGAUAUCAAGGGUCGAUAUGUAUUUGGUCGGCGUUUAUUGGCAAUUUUGGAACGCAUGAAUACAGGCGCAUUACUCGGGGUUAUACUUGCUGGUCAGAAUAUGAAUAUCUCAAUAAAUUCCGGUUCUUCAUGA
Messenger RNA from Fusarium graminearum PH-1, 420 nucleotides. RefSeq lists its product as uncharacterized. The record is from RefSeq and is a predicted model, not a curated record. The transcript is spliced from 2 exons. The coding region runs from base 1 to 420 and encodes 139 amino acids. NCBI's taxonomy places the organism in Eukaryota, Fungi, Ascomycota, Sordariomycetes, Hypocreales, Nectriaceae.